Messenger RNA from Pseudozyma hubeiensis SY62, 933 nucleotides. RefSeq lists its product as hypothetical. The transcript has a single exon. Gene Ontology annotation, biological process: regulation of DNA-templated transcription. The coding region runs from base 1 to 933 and encodes 310 amino acids. The record is from RefSeq and is a predicted model, not a curated record. Gene Ontology annotation, cellular component: nucleus. Lineage: Eukaryota; Fungi; Basidiomycota; Ustilaginomycetes; Ustilaginales; Ustilaginaceae.
AUGGUCAAGGAGAUCGAGCACAAGGACGCCAAGAUUCAAGAUCUGCUUCCCAAAAUCACAGCACGCGAAGUACAGCUGAGAGAGUUGCUGCAGAAGUCAAGUGGUGGACUGUCAAAUCCAGCAGGCAAUCUGUCGGAAGCGGAUCGGGUCAAGGCGGAAAAGCUGGCCGACAAGAUUCGGACCGACUACGGACGCGCAGACGAGUGGAGCUCGCAGAAGGAAGCGCUGAGCCUGCGUCUCUGGCGCGCAAUUCAUGCGCACCACAAGCACUUGAAGGAAGAAAUGAACAAGAUCAGCCCAGCUGUGCUCAGCAACUACUCUUCGACCGCAUCGAUUGGCACGCCGGUGCUUCCGUCUUUGUCUGCGCUUCCUGCAGCGUUGGCAGGUCUCAAGAGUCCCGCGGUGGAGCUGGAUUCUCCGCUAGCGGGUCUCAAGCGCAAGGGCAGCUUGUUGUCGCCAGGCGUUGGCACGCUGACGCCAGGCACACCGAUGAGCGCGGCGGCUCGAGCAAGAGCAGCUGGACGCACGACACCGGUCGAAUCUGGUUCGCCAGCACCGCCAGAACGAGGAUUGGGGGCUACAGUGCGAGGAUUCGGCGCCUCGCGCAAAGCACGCGGAGGCUCGCUGUCAGCCAGUGGGCCGGGUCGAUCAGGACUGUCGCAGAGCACCGAGCUCGGCGGGUUGGCAGGUCUGGAAGGCUUCGAAGGCGAACCUGGCGAGGGCGAGGAAGGCGAAGAGAAGGACGACACGCCGUACUGCUUCUGCCAGCGCGUCUCAUUUGGCGAGAUGAUCGGAUGCGACAAUGCGGAGAACGACCCGGACUGCAAGGAAUGGUUCCACAUUGGAUGUGUGGGUGUCACCAAGCCUCUGCCACAAAAGUGGUACUGCUCGGAAUGCCUGGCCAAGCUCAAGAACAAGCGUCGGCGCCAGUAG